AUGACCACCAUACCAGAUCACCCAUCCCUGGCUCGGAUUCCUCCAGGGUACAGGACAAAACUGAGCCCCAAAGCAGUCGACAUCAUUGCAAAAGUAUACGAUUGGGUCGAAAAUGAAUGCAUUCCGGCAGAUCACAUUGUCAAGGCGCAAUUGGCAGAGAAACCUUGGGCAAUGCCGCCAUACAUCAAGGAGCUGAGAAAGAAGGCAAAAGCAGAAGGAUUGUUCAAUCUCUUCCUCCCGAACCACUUCAAAGAAAGCCCGGGGCUCACGAUCCUCGAGUACUCAUGCUGCUGCGAGCUUCUUGGGCGAGUUUAUUGGGCUCCGAUGACGCUCAAUUGCCAUGCUCCGGAUACCGGCAACAUUGAGCUUUUGGCCAAGUACUGCACAGAGGAGCAGAAGAAGAAGUGGAUGCAGCCUCUUCUAGACGGAGAAUGCUUGUCCGCCUACUCAAUGACAGAACCCGAUGUCGCUGCUUCCGAUGCAACGAACAUUUCGUGCCGCAUUCGGCGGGAAGGCAACGAGUAUGUGAUCAACGGCCGAAAACUGUAUGGCAACUGGAUUGGAAAUGAGGAUGUCAAGUUCUACAUCCUGAUGGGAUGCUCUGACCCAGACAAUCCGGAUCCUUGGAAGCGGCACUCGACCGUCAUUGUGCCCAGGGAUACUCCAGGAUUGAAGGCGGUUCGAUACAUGACGAUCAUGGGCUAUGACUGUGCUCCAGAGGGACAUGGUGAGUAUGUGUAUGAAAAUGUGAGGAUUCCCGUGGAAAACAUCAUUCUGGGAGAAGGCCGGGCAUUUGAAAUCGCUCAAGGUCGACUAGGACCUGGGAGAAUACACCAUUGCAUGCGUCUGCUUGGUCAAGCUGAGCGCGCAUACGAACAUGCACUCAUCAGAGCUACGGAUGCGAGAAAGAAACCCCGCGGCAAGUUAAUUGGUGAGUUCGACAGUAACAUCGAGCGGCUUGCCGACAUGCGCAUGGAGAUCGACGCUCUUCGCCUGGUUGUUCUGAACGCCGCAGAGACCAUGGACCUGAUGGGCAACGUCGCCGGGAGAUAUGCUAUCGCACAGGCGAAGAUCAUGGUGCCUCUGGGCGUGACCAAGAUUGUGGAUGAGUGCAUGCAAAUGUUCGCCGGGCAAGGACUCACGCAGCACACAUUCCUUCCUGAAGCUUGGACGUACGCCAGGUUCGCACGGAUCGCGGAUGGGCCAGACGCUGCACACAAGCAUCAAGUCGGGCGAGAUCAGCUGAAAACCGCACCUGAGGAUCCUUCUGAAUACCCUCAGGCAGUGAUGGAGACCAUGGCCGCCGAGGUGCUGCUGCCCCUCCAGCUGUCAACCGGCCCUCCGCCGACGGGCCGCAAGCCCAAGCAGAUCAGCGACAAGCGACGCGACAAGAAACGGGUGGCCGACCGACACUGUCAACGCCAGGCUCGAGCCCGCACCAAGAACAAGAUCGCCGAGUUGGAGUCUCUGGUGGCACAUCUGACGAGCCAGUCCGGCAACGAGGUCUGCAGAGAACUGAGGGAGCAGCUCGAGAGCGCCCGCACCGAAUGCCGGUCGCUCAAACGCAAGCUCGCGACGAUAUAUUCGCUGGCCCAGAUCAACCUGGACGAGGAGUCCGAGGCCCGUCUGGACAUGGCGGAGAAGGCAACUAACCAAAGCUUGCCAGAGCGCGCCGAGUUCUCUCCGUCCUUUUCUCUCCUCAGUCCGCUCAAGGCGUCUCCGGCGGUCGCGGACGAUCUCCAGCUCGAAGGCACGGGCGACGCUGGCCGUCCGCCGCGUGGGCCCGUGUGCAACGUCCACGGUGAGGCUGAAUACGGCUUUCCUGUCGAUGAUAGCCUCAAUUUAAACUUUUCGGAUGCCAUGUUCGAUGAACAAACCUUCAAUCCGAUGGGGUUAGGGCAAGCACCACCUCAGAUGGACGAAAUGGCUGGCCCCCACCACAGUAACACAAUCACCGUAGCAGCCACAGCCACCACCUCUAUCCCUCUUUCGUUUCCGGAAAGUGGGUCCUCGUGCACGUGCGCCCACCACCUCCAUCCUCACAAGCAGGCCAACAUGUGGGCGUUUGUGAGCGAGACGUUGAUGGAUUGGAAGACGCACAACUGGCCCAAGCUCAAGAACGAUGGCACUGCCGACGACAUCGCCGUCCGCGCCGUCAUCGAAGGCUGGAAUGAGUCCACCAUGGGCAACUUAAGCGCCUCGUGGCGCAUCUUGCGCGAAGUCGACGAGAAAGUAUGGGCCCAGUCUCGCGACGUCGAUCGCCUCGCCGUCCUCUGCAUCAUGAACUUGCUGCUCCAGUGCCACCUCAAUCCCUCAGAGGAGAAUCUCUUGAGGCUGCCUGCAUGGUAUAGGCCAAGGCCGUCGCAAGUGGCUCAGAAACAUGCCUAUGCCAUUGACUUUUUCGUUUGGCCGGGUAUCCGUGAGCGAUUUGUCUAUCACUAUCACAAGUAUUGUUCCAACAGGUUCUGGUCUCUGCUGGCAGAACAUUUCCGCUUCGUCUGGCCAUAUGACCUCCGUGAUUGUUAUGUCCACAAUCGAUCCACCAAUAGGUAUCAGCUGUCAGAGCUGUUCCGCCGCCACCUCAAUGACCUCACAUCCUUCACCUUUGAUAAAGACAUGUUUGGCAACUAUCCGGAAUUCGACUGCGACAUUCCAAAGUACAUGAAAAUUCCGCAAAGUCUGGGUCCCAAGCAACUGGCCAAUCAGCGACAUAGAAAGAGGUAUAUUGAGACGCCUGGGAACCAGAAGUUGAUUGGAUUUACGCCUAUGCCUCCGAUCGGCCCUCAGGACCAGUGGUACAACAUACCACCCGACAACAUGACGAAAAGCCUUGGCCCCGGAUUGUGGGGUCUACCCAUGCCCACCAAUCAGUAUCUCUAG
Molecule: messenger RNA, 2880 nt
Organism: Cladophialophora immunda
Lineage: Eukaryota; Fungi; Ascomycota; Eurotiomycetes; Chaetothyriales; Herpotrichiellaceae
Exons: 9
Coding region: 1-2880 (959 amino acids)
Molecular function (GO): flavin adenine dinucleotide binding; oxidoreductase activity, acting on the CH-CH group of donors
Source: RefSeq, a predicted model, not a curated record